Molecule: messenger RNA, 1652 nt
Organism: Cloeon dipterum
Lineage: Eukaryota; Metazoa; Arthropoda; Insecta; Ephemeroptera; Baetidae
Exons: 2
Coding region: 9-1436 (475 amino acids)
Source: RefSeq, a predicted model, not a curated record
AGAACGCAAUGGCUGGCUCAGGUCGCUUGGUAAAGCGGCUCCUGCUUUACCUAGCGAUUUCAGCGGUUUUUCGGCCCGACAGUGUCUUUCAACGGAGCAAGCCCACCUAUGAGCACCUGUGGACCAGGUUGCGACCACCGGAUGGCGUGGACAGCACCCCCGCUGUCCACGGGGUGAGUGUCCCUGUCUGGAUGCUGCUAGUACACUAUGGGAGUAUUGAAGUGGCCGAGAGUCGUGCGGUAUGCAGGCAACGACGGCGGCGUGAGAGCGGUGUGCUGCUGCAGCGUGCUGCUCGGCACCUGCUUUUCAUGCCAGGAAUGCCCACGGCGCGCCACCCAGUUUACUUUCUUCUGGGCAGUGUAAAUUCUCAUCAUAUUACAACCGCUUUUUGUUUCAUCGGAACUGGAGCAUAUUUUCUCAUUAUCCUAAUAUCUAUGAUGGAUAUUGAGACCAAUCCUGGCCCUGCUGACGAGCCCAUUAGUAUGGAGGCGCUCAGCAGGCUGCUUGAUGUAAAAUUGAAAGUCACCAAUGAUGCUAUUGAUGGCCUGAAGGACGUCGUGGAGGGUUUUGGCACUCGUUUGACAACCAUGUCGGACAGAAUUGAAGAGCUAACAAAUGAAAAAGUGGCCCUCGCCGCGCGUGUUGAUCGACUAGAGAAGCAACUCGCCACUCAAGAGGGCGAAAGGCGGCGGAAAAACGCAGUGGUGUUCGGCGUCUUAACCGCCGACAACCUUGAAUCGGCGGUAGAUGACCUGCUAUUUGAAAAACUGGAGUUGCCGAGAAAGCCCAGGGAGGAGAUCGUUGAGAGCUUCUUCCGCAUUGGAAAGCCUGAUGGACAAACGCGGCCAAUAGUCAUAAAAUUUUGCAGCCAGGCACAAAAGAGCAUUGCGAUGAAAAAUGCCUUUAAGCUGAAGGGGAAAAAAGAAGCCAUCACUGAUGAUUUGACCCCCGAGGAGAGGAAUGAUCGUCGCGAGCUGCUCAAUGCGCGCAAAGAUGCUCUGCGGGCCGGCAUGCAAGUGAAAGUCCUACGAAAUGGCUUAAUAGUUGGUGGUAAAAAAAUGACUCUUGCGGUCAUACGAACAGUGGGCUGGCUCGAUAACCUUCAGCAGCCGCGGCAGAAGCACAGCAACGAUGGUGAGAGCGUGGCCAGUGCAUCGCAGAACGGCAGGGGCCAGGCGGCGGCAGCGGCGAAGAAGCGCGACCGACAGACUGCCAUGCUCUCACCCGACAAUCCGCCCGACAAUCAGCCCCUCGAGCCCCGAGCUGGCCUGUCCCAGGGUUUUGCCACCGCGCCCCUCAACAAAAAGAAAGCGUCCAGCCAGACAAAGGCGGUGGGCAACUCCCAGAGGGGCAGGAAGGCUCGGAGUCUCGAGAGGGUGACGAGGUCAACGACAAUGGACAGUCAAGUGUGCAGCGAGGGUUCCAACGCAGAUUGAAGACGCCCGAACUGUUGCUUAAAGGUCACGGGCGCAUCGAAUGCGACUUCGGGCCCCCUUUGUCAGUGUAACAGUGCCUGAGCAGUGCUUCCAAGUCAUUUGUUAUCGCCUGUGGAACAACCUGUCGCCGAAUCUGUGUAUGAAUGGGAACUCAAGUGCAUUCAAACAAAAACUGAGCCAAACAUUUCUUGCCAAAUACUGAUAUGAUAGACUGAU